UUCCCAAAAUCCAAUCAAAAAAAAAAAAAAAAAUCGAAAGCACACUGGCUUUCGAGGUCAUUUCCAAUUCCACCCAGAUCCAUUUUUUAUCCAGUAAGUUGCUAUAAAUAGGUUUUCGUAAACGUGCGUGGAGCUUUUCGUUCGCGAGGUGGAUUGAGGUUCGCGCGCGGCAACCCAAGUUCGCACCGGCACCUCUCUCUCUCUCUCUCUCUGAAGUGGUGCAUUUGUAAAGAAAACGCUGCGCAAGCUUAUGCUUGAUUGAUUUCUCCCCCCUCCACCCCUUUUCGAACCGGAGGCUAAAGCUUUUUAUUAGGGUUUCUUCUCCAUUAAGUGAAGUUCUAAUGUUUGGAAUCAUACCUUGUAUCCCUUGAUCUGUGAUAUAUUGCUUUGCAAUUUUCAUGGUUCUGGUUCACAAUGGAGGCUUGCAUGGAGAAUUCGACGAACACUUUUCAGAUGUUUGUAGAAUCUCAGAAGGAGCUUUUCGACGAGCAAAUCGAUCAGCUUCAGAAGAUUGUGGUCAGGCAAUGCAAACUCACGGGUGCCAAUCCUCUAUCUCAAGAGAUGGCAGCUGGUGCACUGUCGAUAAAAAUUGGCAAAAGACCAAGGGAUUUGCUAAACCCCAAGGCUGUGAAAUAUAUGCAGUCACUUUUCUCUAUAAAAGAUACAAUUAGCAAGAAGGAAUCACGUGAGAUCAGUGCACUUUGUGGUGUUACAGUCAUGCAGUUACAGGUUCGAGAGUUCUUUGCCGGUCAGCGUUCGAGGGUUAGGAAGCUUGUCCAGUUGUCAAAGGAAAAAGUGGUUAGGUCUAAUGCCGGCAUGGCAUCUCAUGAUGGAUGCUCCACCAACUCCAAUCAUGUCAUGCCUAUUAGUCCAGUUCCUUUGAACUCUGUGGACCCUAAAACUGUUGAAGAAGCUCCUUCUUGCUCAUCACAGGAUGAAACUAUACCUGACAUAGACAAUUCUGAUAAAAAUUUCCUUGAAAAUAUUUUCAAUUUGAUGAGGAAAGAGGAAACAUUUUCUGGGCAGGUGAAGUUGAUGGAGUGGAUACUGCAGAUACAAAAUUCUUCAGUAUUAUAUUGGUUUUUAACUAAAGAUGGUCUAAUGAUAUUGGCUACCUGGUUGAGCCAAGCAGCUCUGGAGGAACAAACCACUGUUCUUCUUGUCAUUUUGAAGGUCCUUUGUCACCUUCCAUUACAUAAAGCUCUGCCAGUGCAUAUGUCGGCUAUAUUGCAAACUGUUAACAGGUUGCGGUUUUACCGGACAUCAGACAUAUCAAACAGGGCAAGGGUUCUGUUAUCAAGAUGGAGCAAACUAUUUGUGAGAAGCCAAGCUCUGAAGAAACCAACUUCCGUGAUCUCCAAUGGUGAAGCACACGAAGAAAUAAUCAGGAAUCAGAGGAUUGGUGAAAUUCUCAGUGAUGAGGUGCAGGUGACAAAAGUCGAUAUUCCUGUGCUCAUUUUAUGGGGGCAGAUUCUUUCUCUCACUUCUGGAAGUUCAGAAGUUGGCAGGGAAUCAGAAUCUUACCGAGCUCUAAAGCUGCUCCCUGCAUCCGCAGAUGAUUCAAACAGAAGGCAUACAAGAAUUGUAUCAUUACCGCAAACAAGAGAACGUAGGAGAGUUCUACUGGUAGAACAGCCAGGUCAAAAAACAGGUGGAAGAAACCAGCAGGGUGCAAAAGUUGUGACUGCAAUACAAGGCCGUCCGAUGUCAGCUGAUGAUAUCCAAAAAGCAAAAAUGCGGGCUACAUUCUUGCAAAGCAAAUAUGGCAAGACUGGUUCACCUUCCAAACACAGCCUCCUACAGAGGACUGAAGAUCCAGUCAAAUCUUCUGCUUCUCAGACCAGCAAUUCACAGUCAAUAGAUAAAACUCCCAUUAGAUCAAAAGUUGAGGAAGACACUAAAUCUACUGUACUUGGCUCAAAAAAUUCUCCUAUUAUGUUGAAAACUCCAGUUGAUUUAAAGCCAAGCUUGGAACUCCGGGUACCCCCUGAGGAGAGUUUGAAGAGGGGUCAAAUUCCAUGGCAGACACCACCAGAGUUGAGGAUCAACGGUCUGUGGGGAAUUGGCGCAGGGGAAAAGAGCAAAGAAGUUGAAAUUCAGACAGAGAGAUUACGACGGGAGAAGGAAACCUUUUACCACAAUAUUCAAGAUAUCCCAAUCAAUCCCAAGGAACCAUGGGACCUCGAGAUAGACUAUGAUGAUACAUUGACCCCAGAAAUCCCAAUCGAACAGUUACCAGAUGAUGAUGCAGCGUCAUUGCCUUCACCCUGUCAAAAUAAUGGAGAUAAAUCUGCUACCACACCAGUCGGUACCAACAAUGGCAGUGCUCCAGAACCGGACCUUGAGUUGCUUGCUGUGCUACUCAAGAACCCGGAACUCGUUUUUGCCUUGACAUCUGGCCAAUGUGGCAAUUUAACGAGUGAAGAAACAGUAAAACUUCUCGAUAUGAUCAAGGCUAGUGGAAUUGGUCUACCCGGGGGCUUAAAUGGGUCUAGUGGAAAAGCCGAACAGAAGCUGGAAAUCACAUCUCUUCCUUCCCCGACUCCUCCCUCAGAACGCAGAAUGAGCGCAUGGAGAUCAGAAGGCACCAAGAGUUUGUUGCAGCCACCUGUUCCAGCUACCAAAGGAGGAGGUUCUGGUUUCCCAGCAGUUCCCGCGACUGUUUCUUUGCUGGAGAACCCUCCUGCUACAACUUCUGUGAGACCCCAACUUCCAACAACCGUCAUCACAUCACAAAUACCAACUGUCAUCACUCAAUUAUCCCAACAGCUUCUACCAGCAUUGCAGCCAAGCUCAUCGCAACAAACCCUGGCUGCUGGAAUGCCCGAGAAUCAACUGACAGCAAUGAAUCCCUCCCCUAACCAACGACUACUGUCCAGUCCUCUGUUACCCAUGACUCACAUUCCCGUUACUUGCCCCCCUUCACAAAACCUCCACGCAUCCAGUCCACUUCUGCGGCCGGAAACAUCAAGUAUUGGACAAAUGCACAACCUAAACUCUGCCACCGUAUCAAUUGUUUUGAACCCACCAAAUGAGAGGCAACUCGUUUCGGUGCCUCAGUUGCCACCUCUGUUGCCGACUCCGACACGGCCACAGCCGCCUCUACUACCAGAGCCUCCGAUCUUUUCACCUUCAUACCCCACCAUGCCACUCAAUGCGUCUAACUCUGGAAAACAGGGCCCCUUCUCGGACUCGACAAUGGAUAGACAGGGGUCUGCAUCCAAUUCCAUUGCCCAUACUAACCAAAGCAAUUAUAAUGCGUUUCUUGGGCAGCCUCCAUUGUUGUCUGCGACACGUUGGGAGACAAAAGAGUUCACUUCUGAGCCGGAGCUUGAAAUGUGGAGUCCAGAGAGGAGCCCCAUGAGGUCCCCAGAAUACCGGUCGGGAUGGAACUUCACUGAGGCCAGAAGGGAUUAUGGCCGCAAUUCUAGGCCCGAUUGGUCAAGGCACCGGAGCUCAGGGCGCCUGAAUCGGGACUGUAGGCAUGGGGGCAGAAGGUGGCAUGAUCGGAGGCACUGAUUGUAUACUACGUCGUAGUGUGAUGCACAGCAUAUCGAUUAGGAUAGUUUCUUCUCUGAAUAGAUUUCGGUCUUUAGACCUGAGAAGAGAAUUGAGUCGGUCAUGUUACACAGUCUAUAAUGGAGAGUUGCAGAACGUCUAACAAGUCAUAUUCACUCCGUUUCUUAUAUUUUGUGCGGAUAAUAACUUGGAAGAGCAUUAGGCCA
This is a messenger RNA of Nelumbo nucifera (sacred lotus), 3725 nucleotides long. RefSeq names its product homeobox protein LUMINIDEPENDENS-like. Gene Ontology annotation, cellular component: nucleus. The record is from RefSeq and is a predicted model, not a curated record. Gene Ontology annotation, biological process: vegetative to reproductive phase transition of meristem. Gene Ontology annotation, molecular function: DNA binding. NCBI's taxonomy places the organism in Eukaryota, Viridiplantae, Streptophyta, Magnoliopsida, Proteales, Nelumbonaceae.